AUGUCAGGCAAAGACAUAACUCUCCCAAAAGAAGAUGAAGUAGCUUUUAAACAACAGGAUGAUCCAUCGUCCACCAAGAACACUGCCGCUGCCACUCCUAGUAAAGCUGCAGGUUUUCUCAGCUUUCGCCAACUUAAUGCCCUGGCUGUCAUCAUUGUUUUCUCAGCCAGUGGCAUGGUAAGCCUUGAGGACUUUGCAUUUGUCAUCUUUUCUGUUAUUUACCUGUAUUUCCUCUCAAAAGUUGCCUUCCCAACUCUCCACCCUACAAGAGAACCCAUAGUUUACGACCCCAAUAACAGGGUUCUUCGCCUCUACGUUUUGGCUGCUGCUGUCAUCGGGCUUUUACUCCCCAUAGCUUACAUAUUUGAAGGCAUACUUGAGGGCGAUAAAGAGGGGAUACAAGCUGCAGCGCCGCAUGUUUUUCUUCUUUCUAGUCAAGUUUUUAUGGAAGGACUGGCCUUCUCGGACAGGUUUUCUACACCAAUACGUGUAUUUGUGCCGGUUUUCUAUAAUUCACGGAGAAUUUUCACCCUUGUGGAUUGGUUAAAGAGUGAGAUUUCUAAGGUUGAAGGUGAGUAUGGAGGAUCGACAAGGAGAUUAUAUAUUGGGAGAGCACUUGCUGUGACUAAUAUGGCCUUGUGGUGCUUCAAUCUAUUUGGCUUCUUGCUGCCUUUUUAUCUUCCCAAAGCUUUUAAGAAAUACUACUCUGCGCUCAAGGUCAAGGACUGA
Messenger RNA from Pistacia vera, 729 nucleotides. RefSeq lists its product as uncharacterized. The record is from RefSeq and is a predicted model, not a curated record. The coding region runs from base 1 to 729 and encodes 242 amino acids. The transcript has a single exon. Lineage: Eukaryota; Viridiplantae; Streptophyta; Magnoliopsida; Sapindales; Anacardiaceae.